This is a messenger RNA of Paramuricea clavata, 1270 nucleotides long. NCBI's taxonomy places the organism in Eukaryota, Metazoa, Cnidaria, Anthozoa, Malacalcyonacea, Plexauridae. The record is from the annotation of a GenBank genome assembly.
AUGCUUCACAACUUGGAACAAAGCAGAAUAAUUGCAUCUGAAAGUGGAGAGUCGAGUGUUGAAAAUGAAAAGGAUUCAUCAAGCAAUGAUGAUAAUAACAUGGCGGGUGAGUGCUCAGACGAUACAACUGCUGAGAAUGUAAACACAUUUUUGUUAAAUUUGAACAAUGGAUGCUGUCUCUGGACAGAGGUAAAAAGGAUGAAAAAACUGUUAAACAACAUAGUGCACAACUAUUUGGAAUUUUAAGAGCCAUUGACGAUUCUGAAGAUGUCAAUUCCCUUCUUGAUCUAAAGCUAGUCCAUCAUGUCUUCCUCAAUAAUUAUGUAAAGAAAUGAAAUUAUGAGGCAGGGACUUUCCUCAUAUCUGACAAUCCUGGUGACAUUAAUUUCAAUGUUGAUGAUGUUGCUUCUGCAAGAGAGAAGGUGCAGAUGUGGUCGUCCUCGUAUAGAUGGGAGUCAAGCACACGUAAGUGGCAAAAGUUGGAAGAAGAUACGGUAAACGGUUUAACACCUUCUAACAUUAACUAAUUUGAGAAAAGUAAAGCAGCAAGAGAAGCUGUUAAAAUCCUUGGGAAACAUUCAGAUCCAACAGAACAUGAUGAAAUUACACAAAUGGACUACACGUUAGUGAGGGAUUUUCUGUUCACACAAAUAUUUACUGACAAUGCAAAUCGGCUUGGGAUUUUGGCAGAAAUGACAGUGGCUGACUACAAGAGGAUGAUUUUCAACACGUCAUUACAGUGACGGAGCAUAAAACUGCAUAUAUCUAUGGACCAGCUCGUAUUGUUUUAGCCGAAAAAUUAAAGUCAUGGCUCGACAUUUUCAUACAAAUAAUUCGACCUCAAAUUACAACCUUAGCAUCUGGAAAUGUCUUUCCUCGCUGGAACGCUAGAAGUAUGAAGUCAUGUCAAAUUACCAAUGCCAUACAGUCCAUCUUCAAGAAAGCUGGGAUUGACCUUAAAAUCACUUCAACAUCCUAUCACAAGGCUGCUGUGACUAAAGUACAUAUGGACUGCCCAGAUCUUAGCGGAAAGUUAGCAGGAUUGAUGGCUCAUAACGAGGCAACAACCAAAAAAUACUAUCUUCUGGCCGAAAAAAUGAAAGCGUCUGUGGAAGCUUCAAGCAAAUUUGUCAAGUUGAUGCGAACGGAAGAGGCGAAUGAAGAAUGUCCACCUGGUGAGUCCUCCACUGAGCCUACUGGAGACCUAAAACGAAAUAAAGAAGAAGGAAAGAAGAACAAGUGCAGUUGGAGCGACGAGGAUUUAAAAAAG